AUGCACCUCACCGUCUUCACCAUUGCGCUUGCGAGCCUUGCCAGAGUGGCGACUGCUGGAGUUGCCGUUGCACCUCGAUCGGACAUCUCUCUUUUCACCCGAGUUCCCCAGGCGCCCGCGCCUGCCAAAGGCACUUCUACCAAGGUCGCGACGACACCCGAGACCUCAGACCCGCAUGACAACUUCGACCCCAAAGUGAUCAUUGGAGGAACAGUUCAGUGCUUAGCUGCAACUGCUCCGUCGAAGAACGAUCAGCUCAUUGCAGAGCUCUCUAUUUGCGGAGGUAUCAAGGCACCCAUCAACAACUGCCCAGGCACGGAACAGAAAUCGACCGGAACGUCAGGCAAGGCUCUGUGGACGCUGGAGGCUGCUGCUGGGGAGAAGAUCAACAUCUUCAAGGGCAGAUGGGAAGAGUGCUGCAAUGCUGGUCGAGCCACAUGUAAGGGAAAAGCAUUCUCAUUGCAGUGCGAGAACGGCACGGAUGCUGGCAACCCGGUUACCAUCACGCUUUCAAGUGUGUAA
Molecule: messenger RNA, 522 nt
Organism: Colletotrichum chrysophilum
Lineage: Eukaryota; Fungi; Ascomycota; Sordariomycetes; Glomerellales; Glomerellaceae
Exons: 2
Coding region: 1-522 (173 amino acids)
Source: RefSeq, a predicted model, not a curated record